GCUAGUGUCGCUCUUUAAAAUAUUGAAUAGAGGUUAUAAUUUCGAGCUGUCUUAAAGCUGAUGUUCACAAACAAAUUAAAACUUAAAUAUUUUUGUUUAUGUUACAUAAUUUGAAAUUAAUAAUGAUAAAGCGAUAAUAAAAGAGGAAUGAGAAUGAGCGAUUACGUUUAAAAUAGGGUAUCUUCGAUUCUCAAAAUGUUGCAUGAGAUUUUAUUGUCACUUUGGGGAUGUUCAACCAGUGUAUCGCAGAUGAUAGAGGCAGAUUCUAUAGAUCUUGACAAAUAUCUGCAUCCUGGGGAACAAGCGUUACUCAAAAAAAUAUUAGACAUUGCUAAGGAAUGCAAUGUCAUACGAAGUUUUAUACACACUGUGAACAGUGAGGAUACAAAAGAAUGUAUCCCUCCUGGCCUAUAUAUACGUGCUUUAUGUGAUGGAAUGGAUCAAGCUCUUGAAUCAUUUCGUGAAGAAAUAAUUGAACUAGAGCAAACAGUCUUAAAUGAUAAUCAUACACCUUUGUCGUUAAUUCUUUGCAAUGUUGAAAAAUACACUUGUCUAUUUUCUCUUUUGCAUUCCAUUAUUCGUGAGAUUCGUACGCAGAAACUCCAUGGUUGUAAAUUGUUGCAAUGUUUACAUCAGCGUAUGCAUACCGGAAUAUCUGAGAUCAGCUCCACUUUGGAAUUACUGACCCACUCUGUACAUAUAGUUUUCUACAAACAUCUAACAAGCUGGCUUUUGUAUGGGCACCUGGAAGAUGUUCACAGAGAGUUCUUCAUACAGAAAGCAUUGGAUUGUGAGAAAACCCUUGUGCAUGAGGAUGUGAAGAAUGACAUCGAGACACGCGAUCAAUCAACAAAUAGCAAAAAUAUCAGUGUUGAUAUGUGGGAUUAUAAUGUUCAAAUGGACAUGCUUCCAUCUUAUAUAAGACCAUCAUUGGCAAACAAAAUCCUGACCAUUGGUCAGACUGUUAUAAUGUUUGGAAAUGAUCCUAGGCAAAAGAAAGAUGUCAGCAUGAUGUCGAAAAGAGAAAAUUCCGUAUGGGGCGACAAGGAGUACGAGUAUUUCAGGAAACUUCAGAAUCUCCAAGCGAAAUCGGUUUUCAACAUCGUCGAGUUCGAUCGCACAAUCAACGAAUUAAAACAGUGCGUGACAGAACUUCUGUGGAACGUCGCCGUCGAAGAGGCACAACUGAUGCAACAACUAAGACUGGUGAAGGAAUUCUUCCUGAUGGGUCGCGGUGAUUUGUUCUUGGAAUUCAUCAAGCUUACGGCGCAUAUCCUGAAUAAGACACCGACAAGUCACACCUCCAGAGAUAUUAAUCUCGCGUUUCAAAUAGCGUUAAGAAAAAUGCAUUUGAACGACGAAAGCGCUAUAGAUAGUUUUAAUUUCGCGGUGCCCGUUCUACUUCCUUCCGAAAACGAGAAUGUAGAUACGGAUGCCACUGAUCUUCCCGAUAAUGAAAGACAAGAUCCCAACGAAAAGCGUGGAUGGGGUGUUAUCACACUCAAGUACAAAGUUGUUUGGCCGUUGCAUCUGUUAUUUAGUCCAGUCGUGUUGGAUGAUUAUAAUAUUUUGUUUCGCUUCCUGUUGAGAGUUAAAAAGACUCAAAUAGAUUUAUGGAGUCUUUGGAGCGAACACAUGCAUCAUAAAAAUAUUGACAUUGGUGUGAUCCAGUUGAGAAAUAAUUUAGUUUUCAUUGUCGACAAUUUACAGUAUUAUUUACAAGUGGAUGUAUUGGAAAGUCAAUAUGCCGUGAUGGAAACUAAUAUGAAAAGCACUCGAAAUUUUGAGGACAUACAAAAGGCGCAUUCUAUAUUCCUAGCUAAUGUCAUGUCGCAAACUUUUUUACUGAACAAUGGAACGGGAAAAAAAAAUUCGGUAAAUAUGUUGAUAAAUAUUUUGUUACGACUAUGCGACGAUUUCAUCUUACAAGCGUCCAUGUGGGAAGUCGGCAAUUUGCUUCCAACAGAGAAAGAGGAACUGAAAACAUUAUGUGAAACACUCGAUAGUGUGAUGGAUUGGUUGACAAAGACAUUGAACAGAGUGCGUGCACAACCUUGUGGAGAACACUUGGCUCGAUUACUAUUGAGACUCGAUUUCAAUAGGUGGUUUAGUAAAAAGUCUGAAAGAGAUAAAAAAAUCCACACAACAAAUAAAUGUUGAUAUAAUACUAUGAAAAAAGAUAAAACAUAUGGCUUUCUUGAUUCGUGUUAUCAUUAUUAAAUAAUUAAAUAUUUAGACAAAAAUAAUAAAAGA
Nylanderia fulva is the source of this 2253-nucleotide messenger RNA. RefSeq names its product gamma-tubulin complex component 4 (gene Grip75). NCBI's taxonomy places the organism in Eukaryota, Metazoa, Arthropoda, Insecta, Hymenoptera, Formicidae. Gene Ontology annotation, cellular component: gamma-tubulin complex; spindle pole; microtubule organizing center. Gene Ontology annotation, biological process: mitotic cell cycle; cytoplasmic microtubule organization; microtubule nucleation. The record is from RefSeq and is a predicted model, not a curated record. Gene Ontology annotation, molecular function: microtubule minus-end binding; gamma-tubulin binding.